Molecule: messenger RNA, 1291 nt
Organism: Drosophila persimilis
Lineage: Eukaryota; Metazoa; Arthropoda; Insecta; Diptera; Drosophilidae
Exons: 2
Coding region: 2-1276 (424 amino acids)
Source: RefSeq, a predicted model, not a curated record
UAUGGCAGCUGCAGCACCCGCUUGGAUCACCGCUAAAUAUCUGGAAGAUGCACUGCGACGGCACUACCAGGAGCCCCAUAUUGUGGUAGUUUUCCUUCAGCUCCAGUCAGCUCUGGGCAAGGGUGAAAACUAUGGAGCCGUCCUAACACGUAUACGUCUCGUGUACCGCAUAGGAUUGGGUCAAGAGGUUACCGAAUAUCUGAUAGCCAAGACUAAGCUGGAUGAUGAGGAUGCAGACACCAGAGAGAAGAAGGCACCCUACGACAUCUACAAUCGCGAGCUGGAGAUCUAUGAGGAGGUGCUGCCGAAGCUGCAGCAGCUGGCAGGUGAGAGACUCUGCCCCAAAGUGCUGCACAUAAAUCGCCAGCGAGGAGCUCUCAUCAUGGAGGACCUCAGCAGGCAGGGUUAUGUGAUGGCCCCGCGAUUGGAGAGAUUGGAUGAGCAGCAUUUGAGAUUGGUGCUGAGAAAGUUGGCCAUGAUGCAGGCAGCCUCGGCAGUGCUGGAGGAGAGGUCCCAGCGAGAGGGUUGUUUCUCCCUAAAGAGGUACGAUCGCGGAUUUUUUAAUCGCUAUACGGAGAGCUUUCGUUCGUAUUUCGUGGGAUGUCUGAUGUCAUGUGCCAGCUACCUUAAGACACAGCCGGGCUACGAAAAGCAUUCUGAAUUGCUGGAUGAGCUGUCUCCCCAUUAUAUGAGACUGGGACUGCUUUGCUUUCAGCCCGAGGCAGAGCACAUAAAUGUGCUGACUCACGGCGAUGUUUGGACAAACAACAUGAUGUUCAAGUACGGUGCGGAGGGGCCAGUCGAUGUGCUCCUGAUUGACUUUCAGUAUGCCUUCUGGGGCUCGCCCACGCUGGACAUUCAUCAUCUUCUGAACACCUCAGCGGUGGAGCGGGUGCGAAGCGAGCGUCAGCUGGAGAUGAGAUGUGUCUAUCAUGAGGUGUUUGUUCGUGAGCUACAGAGGCUCAAGUUCAAGAGUCAGAGGUUGCCCAGUCGGAAGCAGUUCCAUUUGGAAUCGGAGCAGAAGCGUUUCUACGCUGUCCACUGCGGUCUGCUGCUGCAACCUGUGCUGCUCAACAGGGACGAUACGGAUGCAGAUUUCGCAGCUCUGCUCUCGGAUCAACCUCGCGGACUGAACAUGAAACGAAGGCUCUACCAGAACGAAGCCAUUCAGGGGUCCAUCAGACAACUGGUUACAGAAUUCGAACUUGAGGGACUGUUAGACCCGCAGCAAUAUGAUGGACUUACCCUUAAUGAAGUGGGGUCUGGCUCCUUUUGAUAAACUCCCACCACA